AUGGAAGUAAAUAUUCUCGCAUUUAUUGCUACUGCACUGUUCAUUCUAGUUCCUACUGCUUUUUUACUUAUAAUAUACGUAAAAACAGUCAGCCAAAAUGAUUCAUUUGAAUGA
Messenger RNA from Juglans regia (Persian walnut), 114 nucleotides. The record is from the annotation of a RefSeq genome assembly. Lineage: Eukaryota; Viridiplantae; Streptophyta; Magnoliopsida; Fagales; Juglandaceae.